Messenger RNA from Ochlerotatus camptorhynchus, 1763 nucleotides. RefSeq names its product mitochondrial nicotinamide adenine dinucleotide transporter SLC25A51. The record is from RefSeq and is a predicted model, not a curated record. The transcript has 3 exons. Gene Ontology annotation, molecular function: NAD transmembrane transporter activity. Gene Ontology annotation, cellular component: mitochondrion. Lineage: Eukaryota; Metazoa; Arthropoda; Insecta; Diptera; Culicidae. Bases 823 to 1695 code for a protein of 290 amino acids.
CUAAAUUUAUCGUAUUUCUACAUUCCUAUUGAUAGAACGCGACAGGCCCCCGCACCUUGCAGCUCGGGGUGCAAGAAGUCUAUCGAAUAACCGAAAUUGGUGGAAUCUCUUCGGACAACACAAAAAAACAACAGGAAGUUCAACAGGCGCAGCAGCUCAGCAGCAGAAUCACCAGAAGCCGUUGGUCGGAUGCCCGCACGUAAUAUUGCUUUUUUGCGCUGGCCUAUUGAAACAGCUGAACAAUGAAGUAAACAAAGCAUCUCCACCCCCGCAUUCCGCAGACCGAUGUGACAUGAAUAGAACGUGAUUAUUUUUUAGCUACAUAGUUACUAGUAGCGGUUGGUCUGAGUGAGUGAAUCGUGCGUGUUUGUGAAAAGGAAUUACCACAUCGUGUGUUACAUAACGAGAGGAGCGGGGUUCUAUUCUGUAUAGAUGAAGUAUUGUUGAUUGGAAGUGGGCAGGCUAAAUGUUCCAAGCUGCGAUUCGAGUAGAGCGAGUCGGUGCUGGCGUUGAAUCGAUUCGGCUAUGAGCGCAGUUGAACCACAGGUGCGAGAUCCGGAUGAAACGAUGAGAACAUUGCACCAGCGGAAACAAACGAGUGAGCAACGUUUACGUUACGGAUUGGUAUGUUGAUUUUGGCUGAAACGCCUCGAACCGUAUAGAGAUUUGGCAGACACGCGACGGCGGUGACCAGCGAUCUGGUUCUAAAAUUAUUCAACCACACUUCAGCUGGUUGCGAAGGGAGAAUCCACCUAACACGGGGAAACAGAAAUCGAAUAUAGGCGCAAAAUUCCUUCAUCAAGCGAAACGACCGCCCAAGCGAUGGCCGUUGUACGGGCCGGUACGGAGCUGGACAAUGCCCGGGGGAGCUCCGGGCUGAUGUGUUGGCGCGAAUUUGCCUGCGGCUGGGGAGCAGCUUUCGUCAACAUCACCGUAACAUAUCCCAUCUACAAGAUGAUCUUCCGACAGAUGCUGCACGGUGUGCACCUGAAUCAGGCUUUCGGGCAGAUUCGAAGCGAAGGAAUCACCUUUUUGUACCGGGGAAUUUUCCCCCCUCUAGCGCAGAAAACCAUCUCGCUGUCGCUGAUGUUCGGAGUGUACGACGGAACGCGAAGGCCACUGGUGGACUACUGCGGGGUGAAUCAGUACGCGGCAAAGUCGAUCGCCGGCAUUGCGGCGGGGACGGUGGAAGCGGUGCUGAUGCCGUUCGAACGGGUCCAAACGCUGCUGGCCGAUGCCACCUACCAUCAGAAGUACAGGAAUACUCACCACGCGUUUCGCCUGAUCAUCAUCGAGCAAGGCUUCAGGGAACUGUACCGUGGCUUGGUGCCGAUCCUGUGGCGCAAUGGUCCCUCCAAUGCGAUGUUCUUCGUCCUACGCGAGGAAGCGGACGUCCGGCUUCCGAAACGGAACACAGUGAUCAGACAGAGUACGCAGGAGUUCGUGUCCGGCGCGUGCAUAGGGGCAUUUAUCAGUUCGGUGUUCUACCCGAUCAACGUUCUGAAGGUGACGAUGCAGAGCCGAGUCGGUGGUCCGAGCGAAAGCAUGUUGGCGGCGUUGCGACAGGUGUACAACGAGCGCGAUCGUAAGCUGCGGAACGUCUACAAGGGCGUAAGUAUGAACUGCACUAGGGCCUUUUUCAGCUGGGGUAUCGUCAACAGUGCGUACGAGCAGCUGAAGAAGGUUUUCUACUAAGAAAAGGGCGUAACUCACUGCAGUGUCGGCGGCGAACGACGGCGAUGACAAUAAAUAAAAAAAAGAAA